Messenger RNA from Aedes albopictus (Asian tiger mosquito), 4624 nucleotides. RefSeq lists its product as uncharacterized. Lineage: Eukaryota; Metazoa; Arthropoda; Insecta; Diptera; Culicidae. Bases 2408 to 4624 code for a protein of 738 amino acids. The record is from RefSeq and is a predicted model, not a curated record. The transcript has 3 exons.
CGUACUGUUACGAACGCGAAGCGUGAAGUACAUUUGAAUCCACACAAUUCGGAACGAAUUCCUUUCCAACCAUUUCCUACAAUUAACCAAGCGAGCCGCAUCAUAAAACCCCAAUCAAAUUCGAACAAUCAUGACCUACCACAAUAUAAUAGGGCCCGCGAUUAUAAACGUAGAGCAGAGCGGCAAUGUUUAUCAGCAUAACGAAGCAAAAGCUAUGCGGCUGAGGGACUCGAUUGACUUUGAGCAGCAUGAUAAAAUAAACAAAUCUGAAGCGACACCCGAUGGAAACCAUACCAAUAGCCUAGCAGAUCGGUAGCAUUCUAAAUGUAAUCAAAAUUAAUCAUUGAACUUGAUCUUGAAAAUUAGGCCAGCUGAGCAUCGGAAUCGUGCAAAAUAUGAAUGGUAGAUCUAAUUCUGUACAAAUACAAUCAAAUCAUGUAGCUAGAGAGAUUGCUCAAAUUCAGGAAAAUUCUCUCUUCGGAGAAGAAAAUAUUUCUCCUGUGAAAACACGAAAAACCAUGUAUCCGCGAAAGAUCAUUCUAGAAAUCUGGCCGCUCAUAUAUUCAUGUUAAAACACGUACUGAAAGUGUAAAUGAGUAGAUCGUAACGAGAGCCGCUAUUUCAUCAUCCUUUCAGGAAAGAUCAUGUGUAAUUUUUGGUAGGCCCUGCGGCUAUAAAAGAGGAAGAUCAAUAAAGACGACAGUCAGUUUUGUUUUUGGACUCCACACUGGAUACCUCCCGGAUAAGUAUUUUGCUACUCAAAUUCCUUUGAUCCUGAACUUGCACUUGCGAAGCUUAAAUUAUUCUGAUCACUUGAUUGGAUAAUUCAAUCCUUCUAAAGUGUUGAUAUUUAGAAUCGUGGAAGUCUAAGUCAUUGGAUCGGUCAAACUUUUUCUCACUCUGGUAAGCCAAGGUUCCGAAUGCGAGUAACGUUGGCAUGAGUCUAGAAAGGCCUAAAUCCUAACACACACGAUUUGGACGUUCGAUUUUAACUAUUCUCCUUCUUGAACCUCCUACCCUGAGUGAGUAGUAUCGGUGUUCGAAAGUAACGCGUUCCGUCUAGUCUGUUGGUUGGCACGCACGGAAUGUAAUACCGUAUCCCUUCGCAACGGUACCGUGAAACGAUUGUGGGUUUCGUCAUCCUGAUCAUCGUCGAUUCAUCAUCGCGAUAGCUGUGGACAAGAGUGCUGCUGGAUUCAGUAAGUAUUUGGUCUAGUCCCACCACAAGAGGAACACCACACCCUGAUCGUGCUGCCAAUUGGAAGAUUGCGCCCCGGUGCCAACGCCAACAAUUUUGGUGGCUCCAGAGAGGAGGAGCUACUGCCACCAACAUUUUGGUGGCCUGCCAGAGAGGAAGGAAAAUCGAACUCCAGGAGCGCGCUGAAAAGUGGAAAUCGACACCGAGUCUAGUGUGAAACAGUGAAGAAUAUUGAACACUGAAUAUCAUCAAACCGUCGUGAACCUUGUCGUGAACAGUGACAAGUACUGAAGAAAAAGAGUACUUAUGGAUUAUGUUUGCUGAAAAAUAGUGCCGGAAAGUGAAUUUGAAUCCACAAUAAAAAUUGUGGAAGACUGUCAACGUUAAGCAUAGUGAAUUAACUGGUUGCAAAGUGGGUAGAAGUCAAUGCCAACGAAUAGUGUUUUUUCGAGUUGUAACGUGGUUUACUGUCACCAAGAGUGCAGUCUGAGUGUUGUGCAUAGUCACAGGUUAUACGGUUACAAUUCUAUAGGAUCCGAACUGUGAACUGACAUUCACAAACUGGUCUAGUCGUGCCAUAGUGACUAGCGCCCUUUUCGGGAAGGCAAAUUAAAGUGAACUGAAUAAUCACUGAAAACGAAUAAUCAAGAAUAGUGUUUUUUCGAGUUGUAACGUGGUUUACUGUCGCCAAGAAUGCAGUCUGAGUGUUAUGCAUAGUCACAAAUUAUACGGUUACAAUUCUAUCGGAUCCAAACUGUGAACUGACAUUCACGGAUAGUGGCAAAUAAGCCUAUACAGGCAAGGAAACUCGAGGUACAAGUGACACAAGUGUGCAAGGAACAAGAAGAACCCAAUUCACGAUAACCAAGUGAAAAGGAAUACGAAUACCCAGCAAUCCAGAACAAAGAAGAAAAAAUAAAUCACGAUUGUUUUAAUGUGACUGACCUGAACAGGUCUAGUUGGUCUAGUCGUGCCAUAGUGACUAGCGCCCUUUUUUGGGAAGGCAUCAUUGAACUCGAUAUCUUGAAGAAUAUAAGUGAACUAACAUUCACAAAUUGGUCUAGUCGUGCCAUAGUGACUAGCGCCCUUUUAGGGAAGGCAAUAUUAAACUGAACAGUCGUGAAAAAUUAUUGAAAGUGAACUGACAUUCACAAGGUUUUGGUGGUACGAGAUACAGCACUGUGCAGACAGUCUUGAACGGCGACUUUUAUGCAACGAGGCUUGAGUGAACUCAAGGAAAUCCCGAAGCUAACCUGGGAAUCAGCAAACAUGUCUACAAGGUUCGUAUUGAACAAGAACGGCCAUUGCCGUCUUUGUAAUGAGGAUGAUACAGUGUGUGAUAUGGUAUGUUGCGAUGAGUGUGACCGCUGGUUUCACUUAACGUGUGCAAAGCUGGAUCAUAAACCGUCUAAACAAAAAAAGUUUUUAUGCGUAAAAUGCACACAAUUGGAAAUUGAACGCAAUGACUUGCUCGACAAGCUACAAAAACAAAGUCUGUCAGAGCAUAUAAAUCAAUCGAUAAGUAAUGCGUUAGCAAGAAACAAUGAUGCAACACCAUAUUUCAAAAGACAAGGCCUAAUUAAACUUCCAGCCUUCAAUGGAGCUCCACGUGAUUGGCCAAAAUUUAAAAAUAUUUAUGAUGAUACUACAAUUGAAGGAGCAUUCACUAAUUUGGAAAAUUUAAACCGGUUGGAACAAGCGUUGAGUGGAUCUGCAGCAAAAUGCGUUGCAAAUUUGAUGAUAAGCGCAGCGAAUGUCCCGCAAAUCAUUAAACGACUUGAAGAAACUUUCGGAAGACCUGAAACUGUUUAUAAGCAGCUGUUAAGCGACUUGAUGAAAGUACUUCACCAAAUACGAGUAAACCCUGUUGAGUUAUCGGACGCUCUGGACAAUCUUGUAACAAACAUGGAAUCGUUGAAGAAAAUAGACUUUUUACGUGACCAUCGCCUAAUUGAAGAUAUCACGAAAAAGUUACCAUUCAAUUUGCAAAUUAGUUGGACAGAAGUGGUGCAGCGUAAUCAAUCUCAACCCACACUGAUUGAUCUGAGCAAGUGGUUGAAACCACAUGCAUCGACACUUCGAUUAUUGUUACCCACAUCUGGAACAUCUAGAAAUGUUAUGCCAGCGACACAUCCUGCAAAAUCUAGAAUACAUGUUCACACUAAAUCCAACGAUUUGUGCAACAUUUGCAAUUUAAAUCAUAAAACUCAGCAAUGCAACAAAUUAAAAAUUGCUAACUUUAAUCUACGUAAGGAGAUAUUAUCGCAAAACCAACUCUGUUUCUCUUGUCUUGGAAAAGGGCAUUUCUUAAGGUUUUGCCCCAAAAAGACGGAAUGUAAAUUGAAUGGAUGUAAAAGCAAGCAUCAUCGAUUAUUACAUCAACCUAAGCAACAACAAUACAAAUCGGAGAGGAAUAAUCAUCAUGGAUAUAAAAAGGAUGUGUACUUUCAAAUAAUACCUGUAAAACUGAGCAACAAGGACAAAGUCAUCAAUACAUUUGCAUUUCUGGAUCCGGGAUCAUCACUCAGCUUGAUCGACGAAGCCAUCGCAGAUCAGUUGGGGCUUGAUGGAAAAUCUGAUCCAUUAUGCCUCACUUGGACACAAAAUUUAUCAAAAGAAACUCCGAGUAAACGAGUUAACAUUCAAAUACAAGGGAAAGGCAAGCAGUACGUCAUGAAAGGUGUUAGAACAAUUCCGGACUUACAACUGCCAAAGCAAUCACUGAAGAUCAAGCACAUCAAAAAACGUUUCGAGUAUUUGGCAGACUUGGAUAUCGACGGAUAUCAUGAUGCAAAACCAACUAUAUUAAUUGGGCUGGAGCAUCCCCACCUCCUGAUGACAACUGACAGAAGACACGCUGAUGAAAACUCUCCUAUGGCAGUAAGAACCAAACUCGGUUGGCUGAUUUUUGGUAAGAUCUGUAGGGAAGAUGAUUAUUUUUCAACGUCAAUUAAAGAAGAAAAGGAAGCAGAAAAUCUCUCCAAAAUGUUAGAAGACUUUUGUUCGUUAGAAAAUUUUGGAGUUAAAAUCAUUGAAGAGCUCCCUAAAUCAAAAGAUGACGAAAGGGCAGAGAAAAUUCUUAAUCAAACUCUCAAUUAUAAGGAUGGACAUUAUGAACUAGGUCUUUUGUGGAAGAAUGAUAAAUCUAGUUUUCCUCCAAGCUAUAACAAUGCCCUGAAUAGACUAAAAUCACUAGAAAGGUCUCUAAUGAAGAACCCAGAAUUAAAAGAUUGGGCAAAUGAAAAAUUUAGUGAUUUCUUGGAGAAAGGUUACGCUAGACAGCUUUCACCUGCAGAGCUGAUGAGUGAGAAUCCUAGAAUAUUUUAUUUGCCUCAUUUCAUUGUCAUUAACAAGAAUAAGGUUCCGCCAAAGCCACGAUUGCAUCUACUGCAAUUGUCAACCAACAUUAUGUGGAUGAUUAUCUAG